CUUUUCAAUAUAUAUAAUUUACUUAUUGAAAUCAUUGAAGCAUUGAGCCAUUUUCCCAUGGUUUAUGAGGAGAUAAGUAGUAGAAUAUGCAUCAGAGCAUAUUCACUUGUUGUUAACAUAAUAUGAUAAUAUUAUUGUYUGCCAUGGUGUCACUAUUGAGUAUAAAUGUUGAUUGAUUUCAAGUAUUAUCAGUAAUGUUAUCUUAUUAAGAUGUGUUUUAUCAAUCCAGUCGUCCAUGUUGUUUAUCUUUCGCACACGGCUAGCACCACACAAAAGCAAUUUUGUAGCCUUGACCUUCACUAGUCACUGUUGAUUUGGUGUUGCUAUUGUGUAAGCGAAAAAGGGAGCAACAUGGGGAGAUUACAAUUAAUUUACUUUUGUAAGAACUAAUAUAUCUACUGCCUAUUUAAGGCAAUUGACUCAUAUCUCUCCUGGCCAGGAAUAUAUGGAAUUCACGGCAGCAUGAAUCUUUCAGUUUUCGCUUAUACAACUGUAUCACCAAUUCGACAAACAGAAAAAAAAAACAUUCAUUAGUCUUUGAACUCAAUGGAAACUUUUUCUGUAACUUCAGGGAAUCUGCCACCGUGGAAAGUUAGUGUUGUUCGAAAAUCUCCAUAUAUUCCUGGCUUGCGGCCUGAAAGUCUUCCCCCUAAUAAACAGUUUACUGUACARCUYCAUUGUAUACUUGACGCUUUAUCGUCACCUGAACCGCAAUCACCAAGGAGACCCAAGUCAUCACGAGCCAUGUCGGUAUCACCACGACUUUACACACCAAGAAAACAAUACACACCAACUCCAAGACCUUCUACUGCACCAAGCCUAAGACCAAAGACAGCUAUUGGCCUACGAACACCAGAAAUGACCAGGAAAUCWCUAACACCAACAAGAAUGAAAGAAGACAUAAAGAGUGCUAUCAAAAGCUUGCCAAGUAAACCUAAAGCAGGAUCUGACAAGCCAAUAGCYAUCAAACCUCGUCCAAGACCAAAAGCAGGCUCCAUCACACCUGUUGCUAUACGCCGUCCUCCUAAAAUUCCUCAAGUUCUUCUUGAUUAUGAUGARGAUGACAAGAGAAGCAUUGAUUCUAAUGAGAACAUUGAAGCCAAACAUGGCUAUUAUGUAUAUGUUGACGGCYUGAAGGUUUACACCAACCAGCCGCCUUCAAGUGAUGGAAAGCCAACUGCUUCAGUAAAGCCUAUGCUUGCAUCAGACUUUAUAGACUCAAAUGAAAACAAAGCUGAUGUUAUUGAAGACUUUGAGAAAGAUUUGAAGCCAGUCAUUACAACAAGCUUUGAGUCAGGGGAAUCUAUUGAAGCUAGUCAGUAAAAUUAAUGGUAUAUGCUGGCUUAGUAAAUGGUAUUUUUGGUUUGUUGACUUUAAUAAGUUAGCAAGGUACCAAUUUAAAUCAAUCAUAUAAAAAUCAAUAUUGUACAGAGAAUCAUUUCAAUUUAGAAACAAUUCUGUUGCAAGGUCGUUUGUUGUUUCUGCUUAGCAAUUUGAUAAUAUUAAGGAAUUAUUUUACUGCAGUAUUAACACUGCAACAUUAUAUUCUACAAAAUUGUAGAUAUAUUUUGCAUGAUGCAAAAGGUAAUUAGAUAGCAUAUUGCACGGGGUAGCUUAUGGGAUAUUAGCACAUUAAUCAUGUGUUAGAAUGUUCUCACAGACAYUAAUGUCUGUCCAAUUUAUAAUAARGUGCAGAGGGGAUAUUUAGUCAGCUAGGUUCACAAUUUAUUGAAAGUCAUUUAAUAGUUUUAGAAAUAUUUGUUGAAUAUUGUUAUUUAUGAGUAGCUUAUAUAUUACAUUUUAUGCCAUAGUUUAUUCAUUUC
Messenger RNA from Exaiptasia diaphana, 1823 nucleotides. RefSeq lists its product as uncharacterized. The record is from RefSeq and is a predicted model, not a curated record. Bases 547 to 1323 code for a protein of 258 amino acids. The transcript has a single exon. Lineage: Eukaryota; Metazoa; Cnidaria; Anthozoa; Actiniaria; Aiptasiidae.